Papilio machaon (common yellow swallowtail) is the source of this 892-nucleotide messenger RNA. RefSeq lists its product as uncharacterized. The record is from RefSeq and is a predicted model, not a curated record. NCBI's taxonomy places the organism in Eukaryota, Metazoa, Arthropoda, Insecta, Lepidoptera, Papilionidae. Bases 14 to 892 code for a protein of 292 amino acids. The transcript is spliced from 5 exons.
UAGGUGGUUUAAAAUGUACAUGUAUUUUCAAUUGAAGAUUUUUAUACACGUGGUGUUUGUUAUUAGCUCAUUGUUAAUUGAAUCUAUUCAUUCAGCAAUCAGCUGUAGGGAUCGCAGUGUCCAUUUAAGGUUAGAUGGUGGUCUCUGUUUUGAAAUCCCUCCAUGGCAAUACUUACCAGUGGAAAUGGAUCAUCAUAUAGCUAAAGUGAAGGAGGUUUGGGGCAAUCUGUCAUCUGUUAGAGAUACGAGGAGAUUUAGCUUGAGUAUUACUAAUAGUAAAAUAAGUCAAUACGUGGAUACAGUGAUUGGCCCGUUUUUGGAUACGUAUCAUAAAAAUAUCCAAACUUCAUAUCAGCAGAUGACCAACAAAAUACUUCGGAAGACAAAAGAAGAAAUAAACGCGGCGAUACGAAUAAAGCACAAAGUAUACGAAGACUUGAUUAAAAUGGCUGAUCGAUUGGCUGUACCAGCAAUGUGUGAUGAGGAACGUCGGUACGCGCGCACUAUUGCAAGCCGUCACGUCGCUCAGAUCUACAAAUGUACGGAGGAGGCGAGGAACUCUAUCACAAAGAUGGGCAAAUACGCUGAGGAAAUGAUAACAAUCACACGGAAUCAUAUGCAAGCAGCAUUAGCUAAUGCUACCAGCAAAUUCGACGUUAACCAACAAUAUAAAAGAGAGAGUGAUAAAAUAAAUCAUAGCGUUUGUUUGAAAGAGCUGUCGAAGGCGGCGGUGUCUCUCGGGUACGAGUUGGAUCUCAGUUUGACGAAUGCACGUCGCUACAACGAGCAGUCCUGCGAGAGAUUCACCGUUUGCUGCACCAGAGCUCGUAAAGAUACUGAGGAAUCUACCGCCGCGUUGAAAGAUUAUCUGUAUCAAUGUGUCUAUGCUUAA